CUUAGCAUCUCUCUACCAGCCAUGCCGGGCGAGCAUGAUAGCCCCAUUCCCGAGAAGCUGAGUCGCUGACAGAAGACCGACAGAAGGACAGUCCUUAUUCUCCCUCUCCUCUCCUGUCAGCCUUCCCACCAUGUCCGACGAAGACCUCUCCCUCACCACCUCCGCCCCGACCCCGUCGGUCAGUGCCUCCGCCCAUUUCUACCCAUUCGCGACCUCCCCGGAUAUCAUUCGAUCCCACGAGAAGGACGUCUUUCUCACGGGCAGCUUAACGGGCCAAGCGCAUUCCAUCGUGCGCUCUCUGCGCGGGGCUCGAUACGCCCAUACCCACUCCGAUGCCAUCAAGCACCUGACCGAGAUUCUCUACUUUACCUUGACCACGCUGGCCGGGAACCGGACCCUGGGCGAAGAAUACUGCGACCUGGUCCAGCUGGAGGACGAUACACUGCAGCUCCCUUCCCUCUCGAGGAGAGUCGGGUACAUCCUCAGCAGCAUCCUGCUGCCCUGGACGCUGCAGCGAAUCCUCCCCGCCUUCCGCCAACGACUGCGAUCGAAACUAGAGCGUAGCAUUGCCCGGCAACAGCUGAGAGCGGCUCAAACAAAAGGAACCCUGGAGCAGGCGAAGAGCAAGUCGUCGUCGAAACCCCCGUCUCUUUUUACGAAAUUACGCUUGCAGAAAUACAUCCUGGAGCACCUGGAUUCGAUCACAUCGCAGUCGCCCGUCUACGCGCUUAGCAUUGCCACCUUUUACUUCACCGGAGCCUACUAUCAUCUCUCCAAGCGCUUCUGGGGGCUCCGAUACGUGUUUACGAAGAAACUGGAGGAGAAUGAGCAACGAAUCGGUUAUGAGGUCCUAGGCGUGCUUCUCGUAUUGCAGAUCGCGGUGCAGGGGGUACUACAUAUCAAGAAGGUCGGGGCCAGUCUAAACCAGGAGGAGCAAGAGACGGGAGCCGAGUCUGGUGGAGCCUCACUACACGGGGACUCUCCGAUAUCUUCUCUCGAGAACCCCGCCUCACUCCCUCUCCUUCCGGCCACCAGUGCCCGGUACGACUUCUCGGAGGACUCCAACGCGAUCCCCUGGAUUCCUGCUGGUCAGCAACGCAAAUGUACGCUCUGUCUCGAACUGUUCAAGGACCCGAGCGUUACCACUUGUGGGCAUGUCUUCUGUUGGACAUGUGUGAGAGACUGGGUACGCGAGAAGCCCGAGUGCCCCCUUUGUCGACAAGAGGUGCUCUUGUCCAAGGUCCUGCCCUUACGGGGAUAGCGUUUAUGCGUUGGAGGUCUUCCCCAGUAUGACAGUGCAGGCACUAGCAUCAUGUUCUGAAUUUUCCAUUUUGAUAUACGACCAUGUCAUGUCUGAUUGUUAUAAUUAUACCCCGUCUAUCCUGGAGGCUGCAUCAAUUAGUCCCAGCUAUUGAACAGACCCCGUUGUUUGAAUAUCACAUGAAACGCCACAUACUUUGAACCUAGCAUGGGUAUUUUGCUUCUGAAUCUUCCAUAGAUCCAAGUCAGAGUUAUCCAAAUCAUGGCGCC
This is a messenger RNA of Aspergillus heteromorphus CBS 117.55, 1530 nucleotides long. RefSeq names its product ubiquitin-protein ligase peroxin 10 (gene pex10). Gene Ontology annotation, cellular component: peroxisomal membrane. The record is from RefSeq and is a predicted model, not a curated record. The transcript has a single exon. Gene Ontology annotation, biological process: protein import into peroxisome matrix. The coding region runs from base 131 to 1261 and encodes 376 amino acids. Gene Ontology annotation, molecular function: zinc ion binding. NCBI's taxonomy places the organism in Eukaryota, Fungi, Ascomycota, Eurotiomycetes, Eurotiales, Aspergillaceae.